Molecule: messenger RNA, 1640 nt
Organism: Cornus florida
Lineage: Eukaryota; Viridiplantae; Streptophyta; Magnoliopsida; Cornales; Cornaceae
Product: mitogen-activated protein kinase kinase kinase 18
Exons: 2
Coding region: 270-1640 (456 amino acids)
Biological process (GO): protein phosphorylation
Molecular function (GO): protein kinase activity; ATP binding
Source: RefSeq, a predicted model, not a curated record
CAUAGUUAAAGUUAGAGAGAGAAACAACUAGCUUAGCUUAGAGGGCCGUCAUUGGACAGCAACAAUAGCAAGAAAGAUUCUUUGCAUAAAGACACCCAAUAGAGCCAUAACACCCACCCAAAAGCAUAUGACACACUAUUUGCACAACAUAGACGGACUUGGACCAUAUAAAUAUACACCCAGCACAAACCAACUCUUACCAAAAAAAAAACAAACCCAAAAAAAAAAAAAACUUCUCCUCUUCUCCUCUCCUCUGUGCCAUCUCUCCAAUGGAGUGGACCAGAGGAUCCGUCAUCGGCCGCGGCGCCUCGGCCACCGUCUCUCUAGCUACCACCGUCUCCGGUGAUCUAUUCGCGGUCAAGUCCACUAACCUUUCUUGUUCGAGCUCCUUGCAAUUGGAAAAUCAUUUUCUUUCUCAACUAAACUCUCCUUACAUAGUUAAGUACAUGGGCUUCGACAUUACAUGCGAAAGCAACCAGCCCAUGUACAAUCUUUUCAUGGAGUACGCACCCGGCGGCACACUUUUCGAUGCAAUCAAGAGGCAUGGAGGCUCUCUGGAUGAACCCAUGAUCCGAUUUUAUACAAGUCAUGUAGUGCAAGGUUUGGAUUACCUUCAUUUGAAUGGAUUGGUUCAUUGUGACAUCAAGGGUCAAAAUAUUUUGAUUGGCAAAGAUGGUGCCAAGAUUGGUGAUUUGGGUUGUGCUAGGUUCGUGGAAGAUGGGGGUGUUGCUAAGGGGAUGUUUGCCGGUACACCGGUGUUUAUGGCGCCCGAGGUUGCUCGCGGCGAAGAACAGGGGUUCCCAGCUGAUGUAUGGGCUCUCGGGUGCACAAUUAUUGAGAUGGCUACAGGGUCUAACCCCUGGCCGGAGGUGAAUGAUCCGGUGUCGGCACUUUAUCGAAUUGGGUUUUCCGGCGACGUGCCGGAGUUUCCGAGGUGGUUGUCAGAGGAUGCAAAGGAUUUCUUGAGCAAGUGUUUGAAGAUAGAUUCGAAAGAAAGGUGGACUGCUAAACAACUUCUUCAACACCCAUUUCUACACGAUUUGGAAAUGAGUUCUGAGAAAUUAAGAGAAUUUAAUAAGAAUUCUCCGAUUGAUGUACUUGAUCAAUGCUUCUGGGAUUCUCUGGAGCUGUUGGAAGACUCGGAACCUCACCGGAAUCUUACCCACAUGGGUUCCUCUUCCAAUCUUCCUGCGGAGAGAAUCAGGCGUCUGAUUGGUGGUACUUCUUCAUUAGGUUCAAAUCUACCCAAUUGGAGUUGGGACGAAGAUUGGAUUACAGUCAGAAGCAAUCAGAUUGAGGAAAACAUCAAAUUUUCCGAGGAGAAUCGCAAUAUGAAUACAGAUGAUAGAGAGUUAAUGAAUACAGAAUUGUUCAUGUCUUCAAUUGUACUCGUAGAAGAGGUUGAUUAUUCAAUAGUUGUUGAGGAUUUGUUACUAGAAUGCUACAUUUUCAGGAUUAGUACUAUUGAUGGUCUUAGUGAUAGGAUAGAUUUUGUGAUGUCCUGUGAAAGUACUAAAACAUGUUUUUGUGUAAUGUCUUCUAAAUUUAGGAAAUUAAUGAAAUUUUAUUGUUCAUUUCAUGCUAUCGCUAAAAUAUGUUUUUGUAGGGGCAUGACUUUGGACAGAGUCAAGUCUAUCUAA